Messenger RNA from Doryrhamphus excisus (bluestripe pipefish), 2087 nucleotides. Its product is annotated as interferon-induced GTP-binding protein Mx-like. NCBI's taxonomy places the organism in Eukaryota, Metazoa, Chordata, Actinopteri, Syngnathiformes, Syngnathidae. Gene Ontology annotation, cellular component: synapse; plasma membrane; microtubule. Gene Ontology annotation, biological process: receptor internalization; defense response to virus; synaptic vesicle budding from presynaptic endocytic zone membrane. Gene Ontology annotation, molecular function: microtubule binding; GTP binding; GTPase activity. The record is from RefSeq and is a predicted model, not a curated record.
UAGCAUUUUUUUGGAGCACAGUAAAUAGUUAGAGACCAUGAACUCUUUGAACCAGCAUUUCGAGGAGAAGGUGCGGCCCUGCAUCGACCUCAUUGACUCGCUUCGUUUUCUUGGUGUACAGAAGGACCUAGCCCUGCCUGCCAUUGCCAUCAUCGGGGACCAAAGUUCGGGCAAGAGCUCGGUCUUGGAGGCACUGUCUGGGGUGGCUUUGCCCAGAGGAACUGGGAUUGUGACAAGAUGUCCUCUGGAACUGAAAAUGAAGAGACUAAGAGAAGGAGAGGAGUGGUUUGCACAGAUUACCUACAACGAUUAUACCAAGAUGAUCGAGGACCCGGCAGAUGUGGAGAAAAUGAUUCGCGAGGCUCAAGAUGAAAUGGCUGGCAUCGGGGUAGGAAUCUGCGAGAAUCUUAUUAGUCUGGAGAUUUUUUCUUCCACUGUUCCUGAUCUGACGCUCAUUGACCUGCCUGGCAUCACCAGGGUGCCUGUAAAAGAACAGCCGGAGAACAUCAGCGAUCAGAUAAAGAAACUGAUCUUGGACUUCAUCACCAAACAAGAAACCAUUAUUUUGGUGGUCGUCCCUUGCACCAUGGACAUUGCAACAACAGAGGCUUUAAAGAUGGCUCAGGAGGUUGAUCCGGAAGGAGAAAGGACUUUGGGGAUCUUGACCAAACCUGACCUGGUGGACAGAGGCACCGAAACCACCGUGGUCGAAAUUGUCCACAAUCAGGUCAUCCACCUAAGGAAGGGCUACAUGGUCGUCAGGUGCAGGGGUCAGCAGGAUAUCAACGAGAAGGUGUCACUCGCUGAAGCAAUAGCCAACGAGAAAGCCUACUUCACUGGCCAUGUGUAUUUCAACACACUUUUCGACGAAGGCCACGCCACUGUUCCUAAGUUGGCUGAGAAACUCACGCUGGAGUUGGUGCAUCAUAUUCAGAGGUCUCUGCCUCGGCUGGAAAAGCAGAUAGACGAUAAGCUAGCACAGACUCAAGCAGAGCUGGAGAAAUAUGGCACCGGUCCUCCGUCUGAACCAUCGGAGAGACUUUCCUUCUUCAUUGAUAAAGUGACACCAUUCUUGCAGGAUUCCAUCAGCCUCUCAAAAGGAGAGGCGCUGAAAUGUGGACAAAGCCUGAAUGUGUUUUUAAUGCUCAGAAGAGAGUUUAGGGAGUGGUACGCCCAUCUGAACAACGCCGGAAGGAAAUUCAUUGAAAGGAUGAACAGCGAGGUGGAGGACCAUGAAGAAAAGUAUCGCGGUAGAGAACUUCCCGGUUUCACCAAUUACCAGACUUUUGAGGUUAUGGUUCAGGAUCGGAUCAAGCAGUUGGAGGAACCAGCUCUCAAGAAACUCAAAGACAUAGGAGAUGCUAUCAAGAAAGUGUUCAUUCAGUUGGCCCAAAGUAGCUUCAGUGGAUUUCCUCACCUCCUGAACACAACAAAGGCAAAGAUCGAAGCCAUUAAGCAAGAAAGGGAGUCAACUGCAGAGACCAUGCUGAGAAACCAAUUCAAAAUGGAGCUGAUGGUUUACACUCAGGACAGGAUCUACAUUAACACUUAUAAGGCGUGUGAGGAGGAGGCGGAGCCCCGUGUGAGCAAGCCCAAAGUGCGUGAGGCACUGCGUGAUUCUGAUGACGAUGAUGAUGAUGACGAUUAUAACGAUCUUGAUGAGGAUGGUGAGGAUGAUCCAGUGGCCUGUCAUGUUACGCUGCAGCAAUGGAAGUUACCUCUGAGGAUUUAUUAUAAAAUUGCCAGCCAGCGUCUGGCUGACCAGAUCCCAUUGGUGAUUCGCUACCAGAUGUUGCAGGAAUUUGCUGUACAUCUGCAGAAGGAGAUGCUACUUCUGCUACAGGACAAGGACUACACAGACUUCUUGCUGAUGGAGGAUUUAGACAUUGAACAGAAAAGGUCCACUUUGCAGAGUUGUCACAAUCGCCUCAUGAAAGCAAAAGCAUACCUCAUGGAGUUUUAGAGGUCACAAGAAAGAAUUAUUGGAAAUGAAAUUAAGAAAACAACAAUUUUAUAUUUAUAGUUAAGACCCAACUGUUAUAAAAUCAUCCAUCUGUUCAUUUCAGGAUAAAACCUACUUUUGGUAA